Molecule: messenger RNA, 3649 nt
Organism: Ostrea edulis (European flat oyster)
Lineage: Eukaryota; Metazoa; Mollusca; Bivalvia; Ostreida; Ostreidae
Product: mucin-2-like
Exons: 2
Coding region: 490-3531 (1013 amino acids)
Source: RefSeq, a predicted model, not a curated record
GGUGCUAUAGAAAAAACAGUUGUUGUUGUUGUUUUUUUUUUUUUUUUUUUUUACCAAACUCAAUGAUGAACAAAAAUUCAUUUACAUACUAUGUUCUGAAGGGCCAUCUAUUCUAAAUAUAUAACUGGAAAAUUUAUUUUGAACAAUAUAUAUAUAUGACACUAUUUGUAUAUAACUAUGUGUUAUGUAAUCACUUCUUUCUUUACUUGUAUAUGUAUAUGUACAUUAUUUGUAUGUAUUUUCAUGCUGCCCCUUGAGGGCCCUUGAUAAAUUGGAAAAUAGAAUAUGUUCUAUGUAUAGUUGUCUACCCAUAUUUCUACCUACAUAUUUCAUAGCUUUUAUAAAUGUUAUAGUACCUAUGGGAUACGAACCACAAGAACAGGAUCUUAUACUAUUGGUUUAUAUUCUAGAGUAGAGGUGCACCUACGUACCCAGAGGUGGAAUAGCUCUACAAACGACAACAUCACUAGACCUACUGACUCUAAGACAAUGGAAGUGAGUUCAAUUUCGGAAUUUAAGCACAACAUCAAACCUUGUAGACAUAUCAAAAUCUACAGAAGUACAUUGGACUAUUAUCAUCACGUGUUUAUUGGUCGUGUAGAUGACUUUGGAUGUGACAUCUUUCACUACAAACCUCAGUGGGAAGAAUAUUUCUACGGAAACUCUCCAGGACAAAUUACACGUGACAGGUUCAAUUUCGGUGACACAAACCAGGAGGUUGCAAAUAUUUUGGAUUUCGAAAAUGGUGUUGUAAUUAUUGUUGCACGCAGUGACUAUCCAAAGACACCAGAUGGAAUACAACGUACACUCGAAAGAGCAGAAUCAAGGUUGGGUGAAACGAAAUAUUCGAUAAGUUCUAACAAUUGUGAGUGCUAUGUUAACUGGAUUUUCUCAGGAGACAAUACUUCUCUAGAAUUUCAGGAUUGUGGUCUUGGUAAACGCAUGUUUGCAGGAGCUGUCGAUACGUCAUUGAGUGAUGGAAUUGUAAGGCCGAUGAAACACGGAACGUCCUCUGUAGUAUCAGAGGGUAUCAAGACAGGUCCCUUUUCUUUUCCACCAAAAAGUCGACCAAAGGCAAUCAAUUUUACAAAUCGCAGGCUGUAUUCAUCGUCAAAUAUACGUUCAGAACAAUAUUUGCAAUACAAACAAGUACAUGUAUUAAAAGAGCAAGGAAACAAAUUAGAAACUAUGCUUCUAAUGCUUCGAAAUGCAGAUUUUACAGAUUCUGGUGCAAAACAUGAGAUCUUCAGAUCGGCGAAGUCGUCAACGACAAACUCUGUUUCAAAACAAGCAGUGAGCAAAUUAGGGAAAUCAGGAAUCAAACCAGCAUUGAAAUGUACCAAAAAGUCCCUUGCUGCUCCGUUCCUUCCUAAAUCAGCAUCUAAAUCUAUUUCAGACGAAUUAGCCAAGUCAUCUGCUCCAUCUGUUGCGAAAGCAGCAUCAAAAUCAAUCUCAAAUGAGGUAACCAAAUCCGCUGCUCCGUCUGUUGCAAAGGCAGCAUCAAAUUCAAUCUCAAAUGAGGUAACCAAAUCCGCUGCUCCGUCUGUUGCGAAGAUAGCAUCAAAAUCAAUCUCAAAUGAGGUAACUAAAUCCGCUGCUCCAUCUGUUGCGAAGGCUGCAUCAAAAUCAAUCUCAAAUGAGGUAACUAAAUCUGCUGCUCCAUCUAUUGCGAAGGCAGCAUCAAAAUCAAUUUCAAAUGAGGUAACCAAAUCCGCUGCUCCAUCUGUUGCGAAGGCAGCAUCAAAAUCAAUUUCAAAUGAGGUAACCAAAUCCGCUGCUCCAUCUGUUGCGAAGGCAGCAUCAAAAUCAAUCUCAAAUGAGGUAACCAAAUCCGCUGCUCCAUCUAUUGCGAAGAUAGCAUCAAAAUCAAUUUCAAAAGAAGUUACCAAAUCAGCUGCUCCAUCUGUUGCAAAGGCAGCAUCUAAAUCAAUUUCAGGUGAAGUCACCAAAUCCGCCGCUCCAUCUGUUGCGAAGGCAGCAUCAAAAUCAAUUUCAGGUGAAGUCACCAAAUCCGCUGCUCCAUCUAUUGCGAAGGCAGCAUCAAAAUCAAUUUCAAAAGAAGUUACCAAAUCCGCUGCUCCAUCCAUUGCGAAGGCAGCAUCAAAAUCAAUUUCAAAUGAAGUCACCAAAUCCGCUGCUCCAUCUGUUGUGAAGGCAGCAUCAAAAUCAAUUUCAGGUGAAGUUACCAAAUCCGCUGUUCCAUCUGUUGCGAAGGCAGCAUCAAAAUCAAUUUCAAAUGAAGUAACCAAAUCCGCUGUUCCAUCUGUUGCGAAGGCAGCAUCAAAAUCAAUUUCAAAAGAAGUAACCAAAUUCGCCGCUCCAUCUGUUGGGAAGGCAGCAUCAAAAUCAAUUUCAGGUGAAGUUACCAAAUCAGCUGUUCCAUCUGUUGCGAAGGCAGCAUCAAAAUCAAUUUCAAAAGAAGUUACCAAAUCAGCUGCUCCAUCUGUUGCAAAGGCAGCAUCUAAAUCAAUUUCAGGUGAAGUAACCAAAUCCGCCGCUCCAUCUGUUGCGAAGGCAGCAUCAAAAUCAAUUUCAGGUGAAGUCACCAAAUCCGCUGCUCCAUCUAUUGCGAAGACAGCAUCAAAAUCAAUUUCAAAUGAAGUUACCAAAUCCACUGCUCCUUCCGUUGCGAAGGCAGCAUCAAAAUCAAUUUCAAAUGAAGUCACCAAAUCCGCUGCUCCAUCUGUUGUGAAGGCAGCAUCAAAAUCAAUUUCAGGUGAAGUUACCAAAUCCGCUGUUCCAUCUGUUGCGAAGGCAGCAUCAAAAUCAAUCUCAAAUGAAGUAACCAAAUCCGCUGCUCCAUCUAUUGCGAAGGCAGCAUCAAAAUCAAUCUCAAAUGAAUUAAGCAAAUCCGCUGCUCCGUCCAUUGCGAAGGCAGCAUCAAAAUCAAUCUCAAAUGAGGUAACCAAAUCCACUGCUCCGUCCGUUGUUAAGUCAGCAUCAAAAUCACUUUCAGGUGGAGUAGCCAAAUCCUCUGCUCCGUCCGUUGUUAAGUCAGCAUCAAAAUCACUUUCAGAUGGAGUAGCCAAAUCCGCUGCUCCGUCUGUUGCUAAAUCAGUUUCAAAAUCAAUUUCAAACGAAGCAGCCAAUUCAGCUGUUGCUAAACCAGCCCAAAAGGAAAUAGUCAAAAGAAUGCAUAGGUCUAUUAGAUCGUGUAAACGACCUAGUCUAGGUAAAUCUACAGGCAAAGCAGCUGAAAAUGCGACUGAAAACGCUGGAAAACUUUCAUCUGGUAUAACAAAGGGUGCUGUUGCCACUGCAGUUGUAUUCGAAGGUGUCUUUCUCACGAAGAAACUUUACGAUAUCGUGACUGAUGAGGAUAUGGAUGACGAGGAGAAACAGAGAAGUGCUACAAAGGAAAUAUCUUCCUCUGUAGUGGGCGUUCCCGCUGGAUUAUGUGGAAGUGUCGUUGGACAAGCUCUAAUUCCGGUUCCUUUCCUGGGGGCUGCAGUUGGGGGUAUUAUCGGAGGUAUGAUUGGUAAUGCUGUUGGAGGUGCGAUUGGGGAAGGAGUUUUUAGCAUUUUCAAAUAACUGUCGAUAUUAUCACCAAAAGAGUAAUAUAAGAGACGAUAUAUGUACUAGUCAUGUUUAUAAACUGCAUACUAGUAGUUGUCUAUAGUUGAUCAAUAAAGUGAUUAAUGGCAUUGGU